AUGAAUCAACGCUCUUUAGAGACGAAUCUAAUGAGUAGUGAUUCAUCAGACUUACUGAUUCUUGAUCCAGAGAGCAGAAUCUCUCAUGAUUCAUUACUUAUCAAACCAAAUUUCCACGACGAGAAGAUUUCAGAUAAAUCUCAAGAUCAUUCUUUGUUUGACGAAAAGUUGUACAUGAACAUUACAAGCAGUCAUAGGAAGAGACUUAUCAACUCUCCAAAGACAAAAACACACAAUUCUUCUCCAUCGAAACAGUUUAAUAUGACAAAAAUGAUUGAAAGCGGCAAUGAUCUACUAAAGUCGAUAAUUAAAACGUUAUCUGACUCUAAUGCUUAUGAUAUGAGCGAUUGGGCAGAUGAAGAUGCAAUGAAAGAUGAAGACUUUGAUUCAGACUGUGAAGAGUAUGAAGGCAAACUUAUACCAGAAUGGGCACAGAAAGAGUCAUUGAAAUACGCGGUUACUCAUCAAAAUCAGUCAGAUGGAGAUAAAUUAUUUGCUACCCUUCCUCGUAGGUGCAAUCUCGAGACUGUAUUCGGAACGAAAUCAAUCCCAUAUUAUAUGAAACAGUAUGUUUCUCAUAAAUAA
This is a messenger RNA of Trichomonas vaginalis G3, 585 nucleotides long. RefSeq names its product inner centromere protein, ARK binding region-containing protein. NCBI's taxonomy places the organism in Eukaryota, Parabasalia, Trichomonadida, Trichomonadidae. The record is from RefSeq and is a predicted model, not a curated record. The transcript has a single exon. The coding region runs from base 1 to 585 and encodes 194 amino acids.